Messenger RNA from Prosopis cineraria, 1652 nucleotides. RefSeq names its product serine carboxypeptidase-like 50. The record is from RefSeq and is a predicted model, not a curated record. Gene Ontology annotation, molecular function: serine-type carboxypeptidase activity. Gene Ontology annotation, biological process: proteolysis. NCBI's taxonomy places the organism in Eukaryota, Viridiplantae, Streptophyta, Magnoliopsida, Fabales, Fabaceae. The transcript has a single exon. The coding region runs from base 64 to 1431 and encodes 455 amino acids.
AAUUUAAUCGCCACCAAAUUAUAGCUCAGCGUUUCAGCCGAAGAAGUAUUGUGCUCCUCAGAAAUGGAGUCAACUGCGACAUCCUGCUCUUUCACACUCUUCUUCUUCUUCUUCUUCUUCUUCUUCUUCUUCUUCUUCUUCUCACUCAACGUCUCUGCAACUUCAAAUUCAACCUCUUCCUUCCCAAAACAAGCCUUGCCCACAAAAUCUGGCUAUCUCACUGUUAACGAAACCUCCAAAUCCGCCAUUUUCUACGCUUUCUACGAAGCCCAGAACCUCACUUCACCUCUCUCCCAAACCCCACUUGUUAUCUGGCUCCAAGGCGGCCCUGGAUGUUCCUCCAUGAUCGGCAACUUCUACGAGCUCGGACCAUGGCGAGUCACCAAAUCCCUAAAUCUUGCCCCCAAUCCUGGCUCUUGGAACAGAAUCUUCGGCCUCCUUUUCCUCGAUAGCCCGAUCGGAACUGGAUUCAGUGUCGCCUCCAAUCCUGAUGAAAUCCCCAGAGACCAGAAAUCUGUAGCCAAACACCUCUUCGUUGCUAUAACCAAGUUCAUUCAACUUGACCCUGCUUUCAAGUAUCGCCCAAUUUAUAUAACCGGCGAAAGCUACGCUGGGAAGUACGUUCCUGCAAUUGGGUAUUACAUAUUACACAAGAAUUCUCGAUUGAAUGCUUCACAGAAGGUGAAUUUGGUAGGUGUGGCGAUCGGGGAUGGGUUAACACAUCCUAUAGUACAAGUUGCUACUCAUGCUGUGAAUGCUUACUACCUGGGAUUGAUCAACGAGAGGCAGAAGAAUGAGUUGGAGAAAGCUCAAUUGGAAGCCAUCAGAUUGACCAUACUAGGGAAUUGGAGUGCGGCUACAGAUGCAAGAAGCAGUGCUUUGAGGUUGCUGCAGAACAUGACAGGAUUGGCUACUUUGUAUGACUACACAAGGAAAGCUCCAUACGAAGAUGAUCUGGUCACUGAGUUCUUGAAAUCCAGUGAGGUGAAGAAGGAAUUGGGGGUGAGUGAGACUCUUGUUUUUGAAGGAUGUAGUAAUAAUGUAGGAGCUGUAUUGAAAGAGGAUGUGAUGAAGAGUGUGAAGUACAUGGUGGAAUACUUGUUGACAAAAACCAGAGUGCUUAUGUACCAAGGCCAGUAUGAUCUGAGAGAUGGUGUGGUUCAAGUAGAAGCAUGGGUGAAGAGAAUGAAAUGGGAAGGGAUUGACAAGUAUUUGAAUGCAGAUAGGAAGAUAUGGAAGGUGAAUGGAGAGAUUGCUGGAUAUGUGCAAAAAUGGCAGAGUCUCACAAAUGUUGUGGUUUUAGGAGCUGGCCAUCUUUUGCCCACUGAUCAAUCUGUGAACUCUCAAGCAAUGAUUGAGAACUGGGUUUUGCAGAAGGAUUUGUUUGAGAACGAUCAUGGUCAACAGGAGAAUAUGUUACUAGGUUUUUGAUUGAAAUUAUGAGACACCUGAAUAGGAGGAGCAUUGUUCCUAUCGUACAUGACUCAAAAAACUUGAAAUAGAUUAAGCAUCAUGCUGUGUUCUGUUAUACGUGCUUUGGCCAUAGUUGUUCUUUUGUUGUAAAGCCGGUGAAAUGGAAUCAUGAAGUUUUAACAUUUCAUUGUUGGAAUGACAACGAAUAGCCAAUGAAUAAAUCCUACUUCCUCCCUCAA